AUGCCAUGCCAUCCAAGCAAACCAGAGCAGAGGAUUGGUUCGUUCCAUCGAGAUGCAGUUCCGGUCCCGGGUCAGAUCUGCCACGUUCAAUCUCGGCCAAUCUUCCCUUUCAGGUUGGUGGUAAGCUUUUCGCCCAGGCCUGUGAAGUCGCGUAGACCGGAUGAACCCGGUCAGCCAUUUCAACCGACAGCCAUUUCAACCGACAGCCACUUCGCUUCGUGCUUAGCUGUGCCGACAACCCUUCUCUUAUCCGGGACGCUUGCUCAAUUACCAAGAAAUCUGUCCUGGCGUAUUACUAGUCUUCCGUACGGCGUCCAAUCCGGUACGUUGCGCUUGCGCCUGUUGUCGCCGCAAGUGUUGGUUGACAACGAUAUUCCAUCGAAUGUUCUCUCGCUUGGCCGGCCAUUACGCAACAAACGCACAACGACUUAG
This is a messenger RNA of Colletotrichum orchidophilum, 432 nucleotides long. RefSeq lists its product as uncharacterized. NCBI's taxonomy places the organism in Eukaryota, Fungi, Ascomycota, Sordariomycetes, Glomerellales, Glomerellaceae. The coding region runs from base 1 to 432 and encodes 143 amino acids. The transcript has a single exon. The record is from RefSeq and is a predicted model, not a curated record.